AGUGGAUUACAGACCAUCGAACGGUGCAAGCGGUUACGUAACUCGCGACGGUAAUUUGUGUCAACGAACCUCCACAAAGAGUAGAAGAAUAAUUAAAUGUGCGUUCGGAUCAACAUGAUCUCAUUAUGGAGUCGUUGGAUCGCAUUAUUUAUCGGAGGAAUAACGCUAGGAAGCGGACAGAGACUAGAUGAAAUAAUGAAGAAUGAUCCUGAUAUAUCUCAGUUUUAUGCUUACAUGGAACCAUCAAAAUCGGCGAACUUCACGCUGGGAAAUAAACAAUGUACCAUAUUCGCGCCUAUCAAUGCGGCUUUCCAAAAAUUGGGCGAAGUUAAGGGAGAAAUCGAACCAUUAGUUUUGUAUCAUAUGCUCAACAUUCCGAAGACUACUGAUCAACUAGGCAGUUCUUAUACAUCUCUGUUGACGGAGCUGUCGGGAAGUCCGCCGAUUUGGAUAACUCAUGUCACUGGAAGCUACCACAAUGAUAUAUACGUGAACAACGCGAGAAUAUUGGUCAGUCAAUCGAACGUAAAAAGUUCCGGUACGAACUUAAUGCAGGUGCUCCACAAAAUUGACGAAGUUUUGAGUCCAACGAUAUCGCCGAGUUCUGUAUCGAAUCGAAUUUACAAUCCAACGGCUUGGGAAUUUUUAUAUAGUUAUGAUUCGUUUAUUGAGAAUAGUCAAACGCCGUUUAGAAUUAGAAACUUUCUUCAGAGAGUUCAACAGAAAGGCAAGCAAGACAUCUUUAAGGACGAAGGAGGACAUACUUUUUUCAUACCAAUCGACGAGGGUUUCGGGAACGAUAGGGCGGCUUCUAUCGACGAGAAAAUAAUCGAUGGUCAUGUGAUACCAAAGCAAGUGUUAUUUACAACCCCAACGAGAAAAGAUGUUCCAUAUCAAACACUCGCCAACGGAGACAAUACUAUCAGGGUAGUCAUUUCAUUUACCCAAGAAAAAAGGGGCUCGGAAAUUGUCAAUUAUGUUAAAAGUCACACACUUUUCGGUGACGGUAAUCACACCCCCGGCGUAGUUCUCGCGCAAAUAGUUAAAGCCAACAUUCCAGUUAAGAACGGUGUAGUUCACUUGAUCCAAAAACCACUCAUGGUGGUCGAUAGUUCCGUGAGGAAGUUACUAGAAGAGCAGAUGGAUUAUAUUUGCAACGUUGGCAACGUUGCUAGACACGACAAUAUUCCCGAAUAUAUCCAGGAUUACGAGCCGGAUUACUACCAGAGAUUCCCCGAAUUCAUACAACAACCUGAACAGGAAGGACGCAUCCUGAGCAACUUUUUCAAAGCUAUCCAAGACGCUGGUAAAGAAGGAGAAAAAUUAUUGGAAACGUUAGACAAAGGACACGACGUAACUUUAUUCGCUCCUUGUAAUAAAGCGAUGGAAGGCGAUUUAAUUUUGAAAAAACUUUUAGAAGACCCCACUAAAUUAAUAGAUAUACUCAAAAUGCACGUAAUCGUAGAUAGCAGAUUAUAUCUAGAGAAGAUAUUCCAAGAAGGACAAGUUAGGCCUUUUCAAUUUACUACUUUGAAUACUGGAAAAAUUCUCUACUUCAACGUCGUUUCCUCGAACACCAACAGAACGUUAUCUGUAGAAGGAGGUGGAGUAAACGCGACUGUUAUCCAACCCGAUCUAGCCGCAACCAAUGGUAUUAUACAUAUCAUAGAUAGAGUCCUAGGAGUACCUUACAACACCAUAUUGGAUAAGCUAAGGGCAGACCCUAUGCUUUCGUUAACAUAUGAACUGGGAAAUCUUCAGAAUUUCAACUAUCAAUUAAACAACACGAAAAAACAAUUCACUUACUUUGUACCAUCGAAUAAAGCAUGGAAAGAUGCCGAAGUUGAUCUGCCAUCUGCCAUUAAGAAAGUAUUCAUGAAAGAAUACGCUUUUCACGCGACGGCAACAUUAGAACGUCAUUUGGUUGUUUCUAACGAAUCUUAUACAAUGGAAAGGAUUAAACAAUUAUCCAAUGCUACCAACACUUACGGAACGUUCGGAACAAGACGUGACGUGAAUCUGCCAACGACUAGAGGCUCUUUAGCACUUUACAUCGAAGAAAAAAAAGAUAACACUAAUCCAGAAUCUGAAAAUACAUCAUUCAUUAUCGUGUGGAAAGGUCGCAAGAUACCAGUUUUCAGACCGAAUGUCGAAUGUACCAAUGGUAUAAUUCAUGUAAUCGAUCUUCCUAUGAUACGAGAUGAAGAUAUUAUAGUCGCUUCUGCAAUCACUUUUGCUCCUCAAGUAACUAUAUACUUAAUAUUUUUAUUAUUAUUAAUAUAAAAAUAAAUUUUGUAAAAUGUACAUUACAUCAUUCAUACAGGGUUUUUGUAAACAGUUGUAAUUACAUAAGAUGCAUAUGUAAUUAUAAUAUGUAUUAUAUACAUUUCUAAUCGUUUUUUUUUAUUUAGUUUAUUUUAUAUAAUUAUAUAGGUACUUUGAAAAUUUUGAUUAAUAUAUUACAAAAACUCUGUGGAAAUUUCAUUACAUUCCUAACAGGUUGACUGCCAUUUCUCAAUUAUUUUGUAACACUAUCGAAUCAGUCCUAUAGCAUCGGAAAAAAGUAAAAUGAAGAAAUAAAUGAAAGAAUGGUUAAAUGAGAUAAAAUCAAUAUGGGAAAUUUGUAAACAGGACUAGAAUAAUUGAAAUAUGAUCAACAACUAUAAAAUCUUUGGAUAAAAAAUGAUUGCAUAUAGAAAAACAGUGAAAUUUUUUAAAUAAAGGGGAAACAACUCCAAAGAGUUAUUUCGAAAAAUAUAAAAAUAGAGGUUAUAAAAGGAAAGAAAUUAAUAAAAAUGUGAGAUUUUUUUAAAAUAAAUUUCUUGAAUUUUUGUUUAUGGAGCUCAGAACAAAAUUGAAGACCGAAGCUACCAUUAAAGAUAAGAAAAUAAUGGCUACAUUCAAAUUGUAGAAUGUAAGAAUUAUGCAAAAUUGAUUGCAUAUCGUUAAGUUGCUGUAUGUCAAAGACAAUGGACGCAACCAAUCGAAAGAUAAUGGGAAAAUCAGUUGAGGAAGGUUUUGUUUGGUUAUGAGAAGAAUUUACAAUGGACUUUGUGUUUACAUCCAUACUAACCCCUUGAAGAUGUAGCUGAAGAGGUCUCAGGAUCGAAUACUUUUAAAGGUCCUGAGUGACUUGGUAUUUGGUUGAAGGCUUGUAGAAGACGCCAAUGGUUCAAUAAAAAAUAUAACCAUGUCUUAUUUAAUUUUAUUAAGAGUGUUAAGACUUGGAGGCGAUCAGAUAAGUCGUUGUAGUCCAGUACCUUGUGUAUAGUUAUCCCAGGGGACGGCACAAACGAGAUUAGAUAAGUUAUUCGAUUGGUUAUUUUAUUCUUCUUUUCCUCGAGUCUUGUCGAUAUAAGUAUACAUCUAACUAGUAUUUUCGAAUUAUCUCGAAAAUUUUUAAAAAUGUUAAUAUAAUAAGUAAUUUUUUAUCUAUUAUUUACUUGUACAGUUUAAUUUCGGCGGUCAUCCUGUUAAUAAUGAGUGUAGAUUAAAAUCUAAAGAUGAUGCUUUGAGGACUUCAGACCCUCAGAGCCUGAAAUCAAAAUUUGUGAAUCAGCUUUUUAUCAAAAAUUUCCAAAAUGUUACUACCUGCUAUUAUUUCUAUUAUAGUAGAAAAAAACAAAAAAUCGUAUUAAAUUUUGGAAUUUGACAAUAUUAGAUGUGAUAUUAAAAAUUUUAAAAUUAAAUUUUGAUGAAAAGUUGACUAGUAAAAUAAGCCCCUCCCCCCAAUUAAUAAUCUAUGGACGUACUAACAGAACAAAAUCUGCUAUUUUGGUGUAUGAAUUUUUUGUUAAUUGAUCCAAAAAAAAAGGCUGAAAAUCGCCACCCGAUUUUGAUUAUUGAAAAAUCUCUUCAACAUUAACUUUUUCAUUGCUUCGUGGGGGGAAACCGACUGUUUCUUGUAUGCUGUCCUCUCGCCAUAGUCUUUUGAAAGUUGGUACUUCAUAAACGUCAUCUGGAUUUGACAAUUCUGGCGCCAUCUGUGUGUCAGUCAUACGACUUAUUGAGUGAAAGUCUCACUGGCUCGAUUUAUAGGAGGGUGUCGCAAUGAAAAGGUUAAGGUGAUUUUUUUUUAUUGUACUACUCUUUUUAUUCUUAAAUAAACGUUUCAAAACUCACUUGCUACAAAUGUUUAGGUAUCACAAUGUUCGAUUUGCUUUAAAAAAAUAAAUGAAUGUAAUUUUCGUGUAUUUAUAGUAACAAAAUGAAUACCUAAUAAGAAAAACUAUAAAAAGACUAACAAAGUAAUAAAAAAAAAAUGAUAGACUAUGAAAAGCUAAGAAACAUGAAAAGUUUUGGUGAACAUUUAAUAUUUUUCGAAAUAAAACGCUAUGUGUAUCGUAAAUAAUAGUUGAAUAUCAAAUUUAAACAAUUUCUACAUAUGAUAAGAAAUUUUUUAGGUUAGGUUACGAUUCCGAGUUAUCCGGAAUACUUUAAAACGUCAAUUUUGUUAUAUCAAUGAUUGUUUUUAAAUUGUACCUCUAUAGAAACCAAUAAUAUUUAGAUAUAAGAAGUUAUUUAUUAUUUUAUUUAGUUGGAAUAGAUGGAAUUGAGACUUUUCAGUAACCAUGAUCAUGAUGUGAAUGGUUCGAAAACUAAUCCGGACCACUUUCACUAUCAUACAGGAAUCGAAAGAAGCAAUCACUUCUAACCUAUAUUUUAUCAAUAAAUACUACCAACAUUACGCUUUCGGAAAAGUUUCCAUCUAAAAAAAUCAAUUUUUUUCAAAACAAUCAGUUUGGGAACCGAUCAAUUUUGAAUUCGGUGUUCGUUAAUUGGUUACCAAUCGAUUCGGAAUCAACCGCGAAUAAGAUUUUUAUUUCAACGUGAAAAUGUAAAUUGUAAACUUUUGUAUAUGCCGAACGUAUCAAAACAAUGCUUAUCGCUUGCUAUUUUAUUUGUAUAUAAGAAAUUAACGUGUAAAGUAAGGCGUACACGGUGCGGUCCUACCGGAGGGGCUAACCUAACCUAACCAACACCGACAAUUAGGCUUUGGUUAUACUGGAUGCCGUUCCGUGCGUUUUUUUACUCGUGUCAAUUGCUUUUAUGAAAUCAAGAAAUGCGUCAUCUUCAGCAGCUUUUCUCUGGGUCCAUGCAUUCCGAAAAGUCCUUGUUGAGUACCGUUUUCUCAUAACAUCAAUAAGAGUACAAAAACGUCCAGACUCGCAUCCAGUAUAACCACGGCCUUACACUGUUUCUGAAGAUGAUAACUAGAAAAUCGAAACGCAUAGGUCAACGUCUCCGGCUCACCAUAUCGUGUAUGACAACCGUAAUAAUUUAAUGUGAAUGUAAUUUUUUGUCAAAGUAUUUAUUUAUCACUGUUAGUUAUAUUAAAAGAAUUUAAAUCGCAAAUAAGGGAAGAAUAAAAAUAUUGAUUAUAAAUCGAAAAAAAUACUACUAAUUCUAAAUAAAUGUUUCGACUGUAUUUUCAAUCAUAUUUAAGCUUUUUUAUGAUUAAAGUGUGAAUUGAGUUGUAAAUAUUUCUAUUUUCAAUAAAGCAGUCUAUGCUCUAA
This is a messenger RNA of Diorhabda sublineata, 5516 nucleotides long. RefSeq names its product fasciclin-1. Gene Ontology annotation, biological process: extracellular matrix organization; cell adhesion. The transcript is spliced from 14 exons. Gene Ontology annotation, molecular function: cell adhesion molecule binding. Gene Ontology annotation, cellular component: extracellular matrix. The coding region runs from base 97 to 2283 and encodes 728 amino acids. The record is from RefSeq and is a predicted model, not a curated record. Lineage: Eukaryota; Metazoa; Arthropoda; Insecta; Coleoptera; Chrysomelidae.